Exophiala spinifera is the source of this 900-nucleotide messenger RNA. RefSeq lists its product as uncharacterized. Gene Ontology annotation, cellular component: fungal-type vacuole membrane. Gene Ontology annotation, biological process: intracellular manganese ion homeostasis. The record is from RefSeq and is a predicted model, not a curated record. The coding region runs from base 1 to 900 and encodes 299 amino acids. The transcript is spliced from 2 exons. Gene Ontology annotation, molecular function: iron ion transmembrane transporter activity; manganese ion transmembrane transporter activity. NCBI's taxonomy places the organism in Eukaryota, Fungi, Ascomycota, Eurotiomycetes, Chaetothyriales, Herpotrichiellaceae.
AUGAACCAACAACGACAACUGGGACAGCGGGAAACUUUACCAACCGCGCCCGAUGUCGAGGCCAACCGACCCCUCCUGUCACGAACAUCAACCCUGCAAGGCUCAGUCGGCUCUGCCGAAGGUGAUCAUGUACCGACCUUCUGGUCCGACAAGUAUUCACAAAUUCGCACAGGCGGAUUCUGGUCACGGUUGUGGAACUUUAGAAUCGACGCGCGCAUCGUAUCGGAUGCCAUCCUGGGCCUUUCAGACGGCCUCACAGUACCCUUUGCGCUCACUGCCGGCCUGACGGCUUUGGGAGAUACCAGAGUUGUGAUCCUGGGAGGUCUGGCCGAGCUGAUAGCAGGAGCCAUCUCCAUGGGACUUGGCGGAUAUGUCGGAGCCAAAAGCGAGAUGGAGUCAUACAACGCCGUUGAUCGAAGCUGCAGCAAACUCAUCCUGUAUGAGCCCGACGCCGCCAGAGACUAUGUCCAGGAGUACUUUGAGCAGUUUGGAUUGUCCGACGAAGAAACCAAGAGAGUGGCCAACCACAUCAAGGCUUCGGCUCCCAUGUUCAAAGAAUUCCUCAUGCAGAACCAUUUCCAAGCGUCGAAGCCCGACACGGCACGACCUUACCUGUCAGCACUCACCCUAGGCAUCAGUUACUUUGUCGGCGGGUUCCUCCCACUGAUUCCAUAUUUUAUCGUGGCUCAAGACAAUGUUCUCGGCGGUCUGUGGUGGAGUAUAGGACUGAUGGGAGUGGUGUUGCUCGUUUUUGGAUACGUAAAGACUGGCGUUGUACGUGGCUGGACUGGCAGAGACAACUACCAGGCAUGCACCGGCGGGGCAGUGCAAAUGUUCGUGGUCGGCGUGAUUGCAGCUGGCGCUGCUGUGGGAUUGGUGAGAGUAAUCAACCAGGGCUGA